UUUAUCUUCCAACUCCGAAGGAUCACACCAUCAGAACGAGUCUCUCCCACCAACCUUGCAUCGAGUUGAGACGGAGCGCUUGCCAGUUGAUCCCCGUUCGCAGAGGAACCAUUGCCUUCCUCCACUCGAAGCUCGCAUUCUUCGUUUCAUCUUGGCAAGCCGUGUCAUCCUAUCUGCCACCGUUCCGUGUUCACCUUGGAAGUUCAAGAGGGGCCAGCCAGUGCCAUACGCCGUGACGAUGCUGACCAUGGGCUACUUCUUCCCACGAAAGGAAGCUGUAACGCGUACAGACAUGUCCGUUACACCAUGGGUUCGAGAUUCUCACCUAAUGGCGGCACGCGACGCCGAGCAAGCACAGUCACUGUCAACGGAUCCCCGGUUCACGAUUGGCGACGACGCUGAGACUCACGACGACGACGUCAGCGACGUCGCACACGAAGUGGUCGUCGUAACGAACGGAUUCCGAUCCGGCGACUUGUCCUGGCAGCAGCAGGCGAAAUCGUCGUCGUCGCCAGUUACCACCACCCUUAUUCGCCCAGGCAAGCUGGAAUCCCAAGACAACUCCGACGCUAAUAACGAAUUCGACAAUAGGGAGGAUGGCUCCGAGGAUCGGGAGCCGAUGCUCAAAUCGCCGUCAGGAGCAGCAUCCGGGAAGAUUAAAUCAUUCAGCUUGGAACCGUCAGGGCAUGGCAGCGGAGGCGGAGGAGGCGGAGGCCACCACGGCUUAGGCGGCGGCCAUGGAUUCGCGGGAGCUACAGUAUCAAGCGGGAUCUUUAAUCUCUCCACGUCAAUCAUCGGAGCAGGCAUCAUGGGCCUACCGGCUACUCUCAACGUCCUCGGCCUGCCGCUCGGGGUACUGCUGCUUGUAGCGAUGGGGCUUCUAACGGAGCUGUCGAUCGAGGUGCUGGUGAACGCGUCGGCGGUGCGGCGAAUCUGGACGUACAGCGGGCUCGUGGUGGAGGACUGCGGGCAGCGCUCGCGCCUGGUGCUGGACCUGGCGGUGCUGGUGAACAACGUGGGCAUGUGCACCGUGUACCUGAUUAUAGUCGCCGACGUCGUGGCGGGCACAUCAUGGCAGCACGCUACAUCAUCCCCAGUGGAGGCCAUGCGGGAGGCAUCACUGCACGAGGGGCUGCUGGCGGAGUGGGGGCUGGUGGCGGGCGCGUGGUGGCCCAUGCGCCCCAUUGUCAUCAUCUCCACGAUGCUGCUCGUGCUCGCUCCGCUCGUGUCGCUCAAACACGUCGACUCCCUGCACUACACGUCAGCGCUCUCCAUCCUGCUGGCCGUGGUCUUUGUGGUCAUCACAGUGGCUGUCGCUGCCGCACAGUGGGUGCAGGGGCGCAUCCAGCUGCCGCGCAUGCUGCCUGCCUGCUCCUCGCUCAAAGACCUCACUGGACUCUUCUCAGUCAUCCCGGUGAUGGCGACAGCAUACGCGUGCCAUUACAACGUGCACUCCAUUUUCGUGGAGCUCAAGGAGCGCACAGCAGCCACGAUGCUCCGAGUAACGCGCUCCUCGCUCCUCCUCUGCACCACGGUCUAUGUGCUCACCUCCGUGUCCGCCUUCCUCCUCUUCGGCUCCAGCACCGCCUCCGAUGUCCUCAUCAACUUCGACCGGGACCUCGGCCUGCCCCUCUCCUCCCUCAUCAACGACACCGUCCGCGUCACCUACGUCCUCCAUAUAGUGUUUGUCUUCCCGGUUAUCUUCUACUCGCUGAGAAUAAUCGCGGACGAUUUGAUUUUUCCCGGGGCCGAGAAGCCACUGUUGGAGGAUGAUAGGCGGUUUGCGGUGGUGACGGUGGGCGGCAUGGUGCUGGUGGGCGUGGGCGCGGUGAUGGUGCCAAAUAUCGGCCUCGCAUUUGACAUCACGGGGGCCACGGCUACCAUGCUGCUCGCCUUUGUCUUCCCUGCACUGCUCACUCUCAAGGACCGUCUGGGGCUGUUUGCAUCGUGGCACAGGGCAGUGGCGCAUUUCCUUCUCGUCUUCGCUGCCAUUGUCAGCGUCACUGGCCUCUCCAGUGGCCUGUACCAUGCCUUCGUUUCUUCUGCUGAGUGAAAGCAUCGAGUGGUUGCUUGCUCCCCCUCAGCUGCUUGCAAGAGCAGCACUUCUCAGUCGCUGGGCAGUGUUUUCCAACCUGGGAGUCGGAUAUUUUUUUUUUGUUUUAUGGCUUUGAUUUGACAUCAGCCCCCCAGCUGAAGGUGCUGCUGCAAGGCUGCAACCUUGUAUGCUAUUGACAAGCGGCCAAUUCUCGUUCAUUCUUUCUUCUCUAGAGCCCCAUUUUCACAAGAAUGUGUCGGUUCUGUGUCCAUGCUUACGGUAUGCCAUUGCGAAGUGAAAUCAUUCCCCAAUGUUUGCAUUUGAUUCUAUACUUUUCUUGAAAUCCCCACC
Molecule: messenger RNA, 2386 nt
Organism: Closterium sp. NIES-67
Lineage: Eukaryota; Viridiplantae; Streptophyta; Zygnematophyceae; Desmidiales; Closteriaceae
Source: the annotation of a GenBank genome assembly